Molecule: messenger RNA, 2615 nt
Organism: Yamadazyma tenuis ATCC 10573
Lineage: Eukaryota; Fungi; Ascomycota; Pichiomycetes; Serinales; Debaryomycetaceae
Source: RefSeq, a predicted model, not a curated record
AAGUCAAGCCCAUUUUGAAGAAGUUGAACGGACAUGGGGUGAAGAUGACCCAAGAAAACUGGGUGGGUGAAUUGGAAGGAUUUGAAUACUACACGGGUCCAAACAAAAAGACCGAAUUAAACUUGUACAGUGAUCAAUUCUAUAACAUUUCUACGUUGACCAACGUCUACGGUGAGAUUGAAGGUGAAAUCAAGGACGAAGUGAUUGUCAUUGGUAACCACCGUGAUGCCUGGAUUAAAGGUGGUGCUGGUGAUCCUAACUCUGGAUCUUCCAGCUUACUCGAAAUUGCUAGAGGUUUGGGAGAAUUGCAAAAGCAAGGAUACAAAUUCAAGCGUAGUAUAGUUCUCAUGAGUUUCGAUGGUGAAGAAUACGGCUUGUUAGGCUCCACUGAAUAUGGUGAAUAUGCUGCCAAACAAUUAUCCAAGAAAGUUGUGGCCUAUUUGAAUGUGGACGUUUCCGUGUCUGGCCCUGUACUUGGCUUACAGGGAUGCCCAUCAUUGUACAGUGUGUUGAAAAAGGCUGCUAGCAUUUUGCCAUACCCAGAAGAAGGUGUUGGAUCAUUAUUGGAUCACUACAUCUCUCAUAACGGUGACAAGAUUGGUGUCUUGGGAUCUGGUUCUGACUACACUGUGUUCUUGGAACAUUUGGGUAUUCCAUCUGUUGACAUGGGAUUCGGACCCGUUAAGGGUUCUGCUAUUUACCAUUAUCAUUCCAACUACGAUUCCUACCACUGGAUGGAAACUUACGGUGACAAAGGAUUCGUUUAUCACAACUUGAUGGCCAAAUACUUGGGGUUGGUAGCUUUGGAAUUGAGUGACAGAGAAGUGUUGAACUUAAAAGUCGCCGAUUAUGCUGACUACUUGAUUGGGUACUUUGAGGUGGUGAAGAAAAAAAUUCCAAAGACUUGGUUGAAGGAAAGAAUCGAAGACCCUGACACUUUGAAGAAUCUCUUGACUUAUUCCGAGGAUGAGACCAGUUUUAUGAAAUCUACUGCCCAUGGCUAUUAUAAAGCCAAGUCACCUCUUCCAUUCCCAGAAUUCCUUAAGCAUGGUAUGUGUCCCAAACACCAAGGAAGUAUUAUGCACCUCUUGGAGGACCAUGAAGAUGUUACCUUAGGAGAUCUUCUUGAUUCCACCAUCACUGACUUGGAAAAGGUUAAGGAAACCACUGAAGCCUUCGAUGCUAAAUCUGAAGACCUCCAACUCCAAUUUGACGACCGCUACUCCUUACCUUUCUGGAGCAGAUUCAAGUUAAGGUUCUUAAUCAUCAAACAGAACAAGUUAUUGCAAUACUUUGAAAGAAACUUCUUGACCCACAAGGGGUUGCAUCAAAGAGAAUGGUUCAAACACAUUAUUUAUGCUAGUGGUAGAUUCACAGGUUAUGCUGGACAAGUGUAUCCAGCCUUGCAAGAAGCUAUUGAAGAUAAUGACUUUGACAGAUUGGUCGAUGGCUUGGGGGUUGUUUCCAAGACUUUAAGAAGAAUCUACGGCGAGUUGUCUUGAACAUUAUUAUUUAGUUGAAUAUGACAUUGAUCUUUUCUGAACUCAGCUGGUAAAUGCAUGGAUAACUAAAUUUUUGGUAUGCCCAAAAAUCAUGAAGAGUUGGUUUAUUCCUAUAGUCCGAUAUACUAGUAGACAAAUUGUGGUUUUUUCAUGAUUUUUGAAGGUCAUCUCGUGUUACUAUUACUUUAUUCAAAUUUCGUAAAUUUCACAAUCUGGUGACAACUCGGAUAAAAAAACUUUCAGAUAAAACAAGCAUCACUUUAAUUUAUAUUUUCUCCUAGUUUUCGAUAACAUGGUUAACACAUAAGCCAAUGCAGCAACUGCCAUUGCCAACCCCAAGACCGAGAAAAUAUGAAACAUCCAUAUAUCUAUCCAAUCUACCCUGGUCAAUUGUGUCUUUCCUAUAUUUUCAAUAGACCUCUUCAAUUUCCUGUUUAUAUUAGCCAAAGCAUUUUUCUCCUUUUCAUUUGUUGGGUUGAGCACAGAAGUAGGUAGCAUCAUUGGCGGAUUGUACUCCAACCAUAGUGGUUGUUUCUUGGAGCCAUCAAAUGAAUACAAUUGGAGUUUGUACUUACCAUAAUAAUAGUCGUAUUCAAUAUCAAAAUGGUCAAUUUUCUCUUCCUGAUUAUACCUCAUGUAUAUAGACUCUUUUGACUUGCUAGGAUCACUAAAUAACUUACGGCCAUCCGAAGGAUAAGGUUUCAAACUCAUGGAGCCAUCUUUGUGGAUGGUAUAUUUCCCAUGCUGCCAAAUAAUGGCUGCAGUUGGAGCCUUUGGCUCAAUUGGAUUCGAGGUGACCGAGUAGAUUGCCUGUUCCCAAUAGCCAUCUUUGUCAAAUGAGUAGCAUACUCCUGGUAGACUUGGUUCAUAGAUUAGCUCAUCAACAGGAUCAUAGAUUCUAGGGCCAGUAAUGACAGUUUUGGACUUGCUCAUCCAUGUACCGUCGAUGCCAAUGCAGCACACUUUGACUGCCAAAACAAAAAACACCAAUAAAGAAGACAUGUUAAAGGGGCAAAAGCUAAAAACUACUAGUGAUAGAUUUCAAGUUUGGCAGAGUAAGCCGUAAAUAGCAGACUUAUGCAAGGUGAUGCUUCAUUAAAGUACAAGUACAAA